CGGCCCCGCGCAUGCGCAGAGGUGACCCGGCAAAAUGGCGGAGCUGGAGGAGCCGAGGCGGCGGAUCCCGCUGGUGCCGGAGAACUUGCUGAAGAAGAGGAAGGCGUACCUGGCCAUCAAGGCCACCCAGGCCAAGCAGGCGCUGCUCAACAAACGCAAGCAGCAGAAGGGGAAGCAGAUCCAGUUCAGGCGCCUGGAGACAUUUGUUCGGGAUUCAUGGCGCAAACGCCGGGAUGACACCCGCCUGAGGCGCAUGGAGCAGAGGCCUGGGCCGGCAGCGGCGCCUCAGGAGAGCAAGCUGGCCUUCGUCGUGAGGAUUGUGGACAUUAAGGGGGUGACCAAGAGGGUGAGAAGAGUGAUGGAGCUGCUGCGGCUGAAGAAGAAUUACACCGGCGUGUUUGUGAAGCUGAGCCCGCUGUCGCUGAAGAUGCUGCGGAUCGUGGAGCCUUACGUGGCGUGGGGACAGCCUAACCUGAAGUCUGUACGAGAGCUCAUCCUGAAACGAGGCCAAGCCAAGAUCAAGAAAAAGAGGGUACCUCUGACAGACAACAUGCUGAUAGAGGAACAUUUAGGGGGCUGUGGUAUCAUUUGCCUGGAGGACCUUAUUCAUGAAAUCUACUCCACUGGCAAGUAUUUCAGGAGAGUGACCAGCUUCCUGUGGCCGUUCCAUCUGUCGGUGGCUCGGCACGCGUCGCGGAACAGAGUGGGUUUCCUCAAGGAGAUGGGCAAGCCUGGCUUCAGAGGGGAUGCCAUCAACCAGCUCAUCCGUCAGCUCAACUAGUCAGGGUUUUUGUGAAAACUUCAGGAUCUAUGACCUGUUCCUUUUCACAUGGUCCUUUCAUGGAUAUUAUCUACGUGGAGUGAUCUGUAUGCAACUUCUCUUGACUGGUGCCUCUAUAAAAGAAGAAACACAAAGAUGAUGAUGAUGGAGAUGGACUUUGGGCUGGCCCCUCUUAAAGAAGAAGAUAAAUUCUGUUUGGUACAAGAAUGAGCUUCUUGGAGCAAUUUCACUUUUGCAUCUCUGUAAAAUAAGUGGUUUUAUGCUCACUACUGCAGACUUCACUCUUUGAUGUGCACCUGCUUCUGGGGAUGAAGGGGUAGUGGAGUCACAAUUGUGCUGACAGGUAAAAGAAAACACCAAGGUAUUCUUCUGUUACUGCAGCACAAGCCCUAGCAGUGAAUAAUGUCACUUUUUAAGUACCUAGAUUGUAUUUAUUUUUAAAAAAUUAAGGGGUUUGUGUUCCUGAUUUUAAGAGCCCUUUUUUGGGCUAGAUUUUUUUAUUUUUUUUCUCUUUUAAACAUCUGCUGGAUUGGGACUGUUGGGGGGAAUUAUUUCCUGGAAAUAGGAAAGCCUGAAAAGGUUGUAAUACAGUCAUGGGGUGAGGUAUAUGUAAUCGAUGUUUUUAAAAUAAACUUCUGAAAUUAUA
Molecule: messenger RNA, 1427 nt
Organism: Melospiza melodia melodia
Lineage: Eukaryota; Metazoa; Chordata; Aves; Passeriformes; Passerellidae
Gene: RPL7L1
Product: ribosomal protein L7 like 1
Exons: 7
Coding region: 35-781 (248 amino acids)
Biological process (GO): maturation of LSU-rRNA from tricistronic rRNA transcript (SSU-rRNA, 5.8S rRNA, LSU-rRNA)
Cellular component (GO): cytosolic large ribosomal subunit
Molecular function (GO): structural constituent of ribosome; RNA binding
Source: RefSeq, a predicted model, not a curated record